Messenger RNA from Varanus komodoensis (Komodo dragon), 2923 nucleotides. It is a transcript of the gene PATL2, whose product is annotated as PAT1 homolog 2. Lineage: Eukaryota; Metazoa; Chordata; Lepidosauria; Squamata; Varanidae. Gene Ontology annotation, cellular component: P-body. Gene Ontology annotation, biological process: deadenylation-dependent decapping of nuclear-transcribed mRNA; P-body assembly. The record is from RefSeq and is a predicted model, not a curated record. The coding region runs from base 420 to 2519 and encodes 699 amino acids. The transcript is spliced from 18 exons. Gene Ontology annotation, molecular function: RNA binding.
GGGGUCUGCACAUUGCUAACAAGGGAAGGGGACAGGAGAAGAUUAAAAAGCGGCGAAGGGCGAGUCCUAUGUACGUUUAGAAAAAUCCCUACAACUGCCCGCUAGAGUUGCAUAGUGUUACACCUUGAGGAUCUGGAAGAAGCAAGAAAGUGCAAGCAGGCAGAGAAAUGAGAAACUGCACUGUGAUUAUGUGUCUGAGACACUGACAAGAUAAAAGGUGUCAGUGCACUUACUAUUUUUCAUAUGUACAUGCUGAGGUACAAAGAACAGUUUUGACUGUUCCUGUUUCAAGGAGUUUAUGAUCUUAAAAACGCCCCAGAAAAACAGAUGGAGGACAAAGGAAGAUAAAAUCCAAGAUGGAGUCAGGAUCAAGCUAUAUACCACCUUGUUUUCCUAACUAGAUCUUGGAGGAUUACUUUAUGAUGGAUGAAGAACCUUUGGUGGACAAAACGGAUGAAGAGGAUGAAAUUGAUCUUUACAUUAACUUGACAUUAGCUUCAUCAGCUUACCUGGGAGAGGAAGGGGCAAAAGCUCUGGUAACGGACCCAGAGAAAGCGCCUGAGGAGUUGAUGGGGGCAGCUACUGUGGACGAGAAGAAACCCAAACAUGGGGAAGAACAGCCGUCCCAACUGGCAGAGACAGAGCCCAUGCUGGAAGAACUUUCCGAUAACGAGAGCCUUCGCACGGAGUUACGGCUCACUUACGAGGCCAUGGAGGAAGAGGAGGAAGUGGCCACGGCUGAGCAGGAAGAAGGCUGUGCGAACGAGGACGCUGAAGAGCCAAAUGAGCUGGGGGACCCAGCGGUCAUGAGAGCCGUGCGUGGCCAGCCCACACUGGAGAGAGAGGACUCUGCUGUUCUUGACAGUAGAGUUGCUAACAGUCUUCCCGAUUACCCUGCGGACUACCUGGCAGCAUCAAAAUCUGGUAGGUGGAAUUCUGCUGUGAGAGGAGUCCCGUCAGUAUCUUUGAUGGAGGCACUGGACAGAGCUUCCAUGUCCCGCACAGACCUCAGUUUCCUGGCCUCACCAACACAGACAAGCUAUCUAGAUUCCUCUCCUCUUGACCAUUCGGUUUUUCGAGGGAGAACACUCAAGCCUUCUCAGCGCUUCACACGGCAGCAGUCUCCCAUGAUGGCUGGCUCAGUAAGAUCGCCUUACCCAUUCACUCCACCCCGCAGGACACGCCGUGCGUUUGGCCUUAAUCAGACUUCAGGCUAUGCUUCCCCGCCUCCAUUCAGGUCCUUGUUCUCAAACGUCAAUAGCCCAGCUUGGUCUUUGACUCACACUCUUGACUCUCCACCCUUCAGUCCAUCAACCUGCAGCCAGCAGAAAUUCAGCUUUCCCAGUGCCAUGACGCAGCUGCACCCUCUGCACCAGCGGAUCCUGACCCAAAGGCAACGAGGGCAAGAGGGGAGAGUUUGUGGGGCAGAGCCCCAGCCUUCGGAGACGGACCCCUAUGCUGCGCUCAUGGCAUCGGUGGAAAGAGACUGGGUGGUGAAGGUGCAGAUGCUGCAGCUGCAGAGCGAAAACCCCCAUCGAGACGACUAUUACUACCAGGAGUAUUAUCAUAAGCUGGAGCAGAAGCAAGCAGAGAAGGGGCUCCUUGGAGGGUCCAAACCUGAAGUCCCCAAGCUAGUCACGCCGUAUAUCCAAAAAGUAGAGACCUAUGAAUCUGUGGUGCGGAUUCCAGGCUCCCUGGGCCAGGUGGCCGUGUCCACUUGCUACAGUCCUCGCAGGGCUAUUGAUGCUGUUCAUCACGUCUCGGUGGAGCAGGCCGUACGGAACCAGCGACUGCAGGUGCUCGGUCAGAUUGAGAAGAUGUUCCUGUGGCUACUGGAUAUGGAGGACACGCGGCGGAAGCUGGACGUAGCCCCGGAAGAGCAACUCCCCCAGUGCUGCGAAAAGCUCGCCCACGAAGUGGAGUGCAUUUAUCGGACUCUGCGCAUUGAAGAGUGCAGCGGCGAAGAGGACGCAAAGGACGAGUUCUUGCAGAUCCUCCUUGUGGGGAAAGGGAAGAGGCUGGUGGCCCGUCUGUUGCCACACCUGUCGCACCAGCAAGCCAAGCAAGUCCUCAACACUGUUGUGCAGCAUCUCCCUCUUCUUAUUAAAAAGGACGUGCUGGAUGAGACACUGCCCUUGCUCUACGGUCCCCUCAGCGAUGUCAUUGAGCAGCUGACCUUCAGCGAAUUGAUCGGCGUCCUGCAGGAGCUAACCAGGCUGCAACCAGAGUCAGUCAAGCAAUCCCUUGCUAUGGUCUUUGGGAACAAGUUUGCCAUCUCACUCCUAUACCUCCUGUUGAGCCAUGGUGAGAGAUGUCUUUCUUCUGGCGAGCCCCUGAAGACUCACAAUGGAAACUUUGAAAAAUGGGUGGAUACAGUACUCCUGGUUGCCAGGGAGCUGUCUCAAGUGUCCAAGGCCUCCAUGGUAGAGCCACUGCAUCUUCCCAGCAACCUCCUUUUUCUUUUCUGCCGCUAUGUGGACAAAGAUACAGUGAACCACUUAGAUGCCAAGAUGGAGUAAUCCUUUCCGUUUCCACAAAUCACUGCGGCACUUGGAACCACUUUGCGCCUGCAGUGUGGCGUCCUGGAGGUGGCGGAAAACUUUUACCGUGAGAGCCGGAAAAGUAGCUCAAACACUGUGGCAGCUUCAGAAUGGGAUGCUAAAUUUAACCACACAAGUUCUGUUCUGUUUGGUUUCUUUGUUUGUUUACUUGGGGCUAUUUGGGUUUUUAAGUACUUUAAGUACUUUGUUCUAAUUGUAAUUAUCUAGUGCUGGCACUAGAGCCCACACCGAAUGGACUUACUCAGCCUGAAUGAGCAGAUGUAGGCGAGCCUGUACAGUGGACACUUGAAAUAGGUGAUGUCAGGAGAACUUUGCUUUGUAAAACUUUGUGUACAGCACUUAAAUAAAAGCAACUGAAACCA